AUGACGAAGCAAUCCAACGGGGAUUCGACAGCGGCCUUUCACUUUAGCGAAACUGAAGGCGUCGAGCACAUCCUCCCAGACGACUGCGUUUUCAUUGCCGGUGGAGGCCCAGUGGGCUUAACAUUGGCUGCCACAUUGUCCUACUACGGCAUCAAGUCGGUUAUUCUUGAACGGAACGAGACAACGACAAGAUGGCCAAAAAUGGAUCUGACGAACUCUCGGUCUAUGGAAUAUUUUCGAAAGCUAGGACUGGUAGAUUCGCUCCGUGAACAAGGUGUGCCUUCAAAUAUGCCCUAUCGCAGUCUUUUCACCACUGGCGUCCAUGGUAAGCUAGUGACACAGUGGGACUUUGGCACUGUCGACGAAUGGCGUCAGAGGAUACGGGAGCAGAACGAUGGGGAACAGCCUCUGGAGCCGUGGCUGAGGCUAUCACAAAUCAUCUUCGAAGCCUGGUUGAGAGAAAUCAACGACAAGGACCCUUUAAUUGACCUCCGCUUCGGGUGGAAGGUGGAAACCACUCGAGAAACCGACGAAGGAAUUAUAGCGACCGCCACAGACAAGGAUGGAAAGACCCACACGUUUAAAGCCAAGUAUGGAGUCGGGUGUGAUGGUGGCUCCAGCAGAGUCCGUCGAGGGCUUGGAAUUCCAGUCGUUGGAGGACCAUCGCCAGGAUACUCCAUCCUCGUACACUUCACGUCGAAUGACACCAGGGCAUUGCAUAGCCAUGGCAUAUUCUGGCAUAAUUAUGUCAUCUCCAAGGACGGUUUUAUCGGUGCCUUCAUUUCCCAGGACGAGAACGACACCUGGACCAUCCACUCCCACUACCCCGUUGGCAUGGAUACGGACCACGUAACUCCAGAAGAAGCUAUCUCCCGGAUUUCGAGCGGCAAUGGAGAGCCUUUGUGGAUUGAUGUCGACAAAAUCUUGGUUCGUUCCACCUAUCGACCUAACCUUGUCGUGGCGACCCAGUAUAUGGGUCCUAAGCGCCGCCUUUUCCUAGCUGGGGAUUCAGCACAUCAGAAUGUUCCCACCGGGGGCUAUGGGAUGAACAUGGGCUUAGGAGAUGCUUUUACGCUCGCAACCAAGCUGGAAGGUGUGAUCCAUGGCUAUGGGGGCAUCCAUCUCCUGGAUUCAUAUCAGCAGGAAAGACGAGAGGUCGCCCUGAUGAGUGUCGAGCGUGCGGGCUAUCACCUAAAGAUACACCAGAAGAUGAACGAGAUGCUGGCGAAAAACGGUCCCGAGCACCUCGAUGAGGAUUCAGAAAAGGGCGAGGAGGUUAGGAGGAAGAUCCAUGAGCACUAUCAGACCCACAAUGGCGAGAAUCUGGACGUCGGGGUCGAGUAUGGAUACCUUUACCACUCCAAGGUGAUCAUUCCUGAGGAUCCUGCGGCAGAGCCAAAGUUCGAUCCUAGGAGAUAUGUCCCGUCGACUUGGCCGGGACUGCGUGCUCCUCAUAUCUUCCUGCGAGAUGGGACAGCCAUAUUUGACCUCUAUGGCAUGCAUUACACUCUGGUUCACUUCGCAGACGGAGGCAACCAUGGCGCCAACUUCCUAGUCACGAGCGCAGAGGAGCACAAAGUCCCGCUCAAGCAUCUCGAGUUGCGAGGGGAAGACCACGCGCGGAAAGUGUGGCAGAAGGAUCUUGUCCUUGUUCGACCAGACGGCCAUGUUGCAUGGAGAGGAGAUUCGAUCAACACCAAGGCCGAUGCUGUGUACAUUAUCGAAGUUGCUGUUGGACUUCGCAGCGUGGAGAACGGACCCCCUUUGGAGACUGAUCUUGAAAAAGAGAAGCAACGCCAACCCUACUCAGGGACGAACGAACUCUUUGUGCAAUAUCCAGACUAUAAGUUAGCCAAGAAGGGAGAAUUUCAAUAA
Molecule: messenger RNA, 1875 nt
Organism: Fonsecaea multimorphosa CBS 102226
Lineage: Eukaryota; Fungi; Ascomycota; Eurotiomycetes; Chaetothyriales; Herpotrichiellaceae
Exons: 4
Coding region: 1-1875 (624 amino acids)
Molecular function (GO): FAD binding
Source: RefSeq, a predicted model, not a curated record